Puntigrus tetrazona (Sumatra barb) is the source of this 4313-nucleotide messenger RNA. Its product is annotated as FERM domain-containing protein 7. Gene Ontology annotation, cellular component: cytoskeleton. Gene Ontology annotation, molecular function: guanyl-nucleotide exchange factor activity. NCBI's taxonomy places the organism in Eukaryota, Metazoa, Chordata, Actinopteri, Cypriniformes, Cyprinidae. Bases 117 to 2285 code for a protein of 722 amino acids. The record is from RefSeq and is a predicted model, not a curated record. The transcript is spliced from 12 exons.
GCCGCGCGCAACUCCCUCACUACAGCAUCAAACGGAUAACAUCACACAUUAUGGACCCUCUGUGCUUUAUUUAAAAGAAAAGUGUGCCGCUUCAAUCGUAAACAGACGCACAGAAGAUGGGGGAUAAGUUCGAGCUGCUGAAGACACCUGUCAAUAGGGCAGCUGUGCGGAAGAAGAACAAGAAUGAGAAACUGCGGUUACGCGUCAUCUUUUUAGACGACAGCGAGAGAGUUUUCGAGGUGGAGAGAAAGAUUCUGGCAUCCGAUUUCUUCAAUAAGGUGUGUGGUCAUCUAAAGCUGCUGGAGAAAGAGUACUUUGGCCUGGAGUUCCGUCACCAUACUGGCAGCUAUGUUUGGCUUGAACUCCUGAAGCCUGUGGCUAAGCAAAUCAAAAAUAUCAGUGAUGUGGCGUUCCAUUUUAUAGUGAAGUUUUUCCCUCCUGACCCAGGACAAUUGCAGAGAGGCUUAACCAGGUAUCUGUUUGCCCUUCAGAUCAAACAGGAUUUGUCAAAUGGUAGCCUCACGUGUAACGAUAACAGCGCCGCACUGCUGGUCUCGCAUAUACUGCAAGCAGAAAUCGGGGAUUAUGACGAUGAAUUGGAUACUCAUCAUCUUGAAAAUAAGCAAUAUGUGCCAAACCAAGAAUACUUGGAUCAUAAAAUCAUUCGCUUUCACAAAAAGCACAGAGGUCACACUCCUGCUGAAUCAGAUGUGCAUUUGCUGGAGGUCGCCCGGAAAAUGGACAUGUACGGGAUCCGCCCUCACCCUGCUCAUGAUGGAGAAGGCAUGAGGAUCAACCUCGCCGUCACACAUAUGGGAGUGCUAGUCUUUCAGGGAAACACAAAGAUCAAUACCUUCAGCUGGGCCAAGAUCCGAAAGCUGAGCUUUAAGAGGAAACAUUUUCUCAUCAAACUCCACACUGAGACUGGGCCUUCAAGGAGAGACACUGUUGAGUUCUCCAUGGCCAGCAGAGAUGUGUGUAAGGCAUUCUGGAAGAUGUGUGUGGAAUAUCAUGCUUUCUUCAGGCUUGCAGAAGAGCCCAAGUCACAUCAAAAGUCAAUUUUAUCCAGUAAAGGAUCCAGUUUUAGAUACAGUGGCAGAACACAGAAGCAACUUCUUGAGUGUGUUGGCUCUGGAGACAAGAAACAUUUGCCUUUUGAAAGAAGUUACUGCAAGUGUGAAUAUGACACUCGACAGUGCAGAUCCUCUCCUGACAUACUGACUGAUGUCUCCAAGCAGCUGUACGAGCAUCUACCUCCCGACCCAACUGUUGCUGGGCAACACGGCGAACAGACAGGCGUAGCAAAGCGCAGCCUAUCUGCCGUGGAAGUCAUGUUCGCUAAUGAGCUGGAACGAUCCAGGCCCUUGUCACGAAAUCCUGCCUUCUCAAGCAAUUCUGCCUCACCCAAGCUCCGUUCCCUUUCUACAUCAGGAGUGGAACAUCGUGGUAGAGCAGCUCAGAGACAAAAAGCAAAGAGACGAUUGUCUCCUAGCACCCAGCAUCUAGUACUUCUCUAUCCUAACCCACCCCAUCUACAGUUCCACCCAGUGCUGCCAACCUUCCCACUCGCUAGUCACCCGUACCUAUUGCAAGACCACACGUCUUCAUCCCUAGACCGCCUCCCUCAAACUCAUCACAAUCAUGUGCCUCUGCAGUACUUGCCCAGACAAAUUGCUCAUUCGUCCUUGCCAUCCUCUUGCUUGUCGCCGCAACUACAGAAGCAGCAGGAAAGGCUCCGUCCCACCGGCCAGGGAGAAUCGAGAUUGUACCCCAGAGGAGGACUGGGACUAAGAGUUGGGUUGAACAAGAAACUAGACUUGAGUGGAGUGGAAGCAGGGCAUUACAGCGACGACUCCACCUUUCAGACUGGUUUGCCACGUCGAGCCUCAAGUCAACCAGACUUCAAAUUCCAGCGGCCUACACUUGCCUCAAACGCCGCUGCCUAUGCAUCCGAGUAUCGCCCUCUGGGAUAUUAUCCACACCUUUCUCGACACCAGGUUCCUACCAGGCCCACCUACCUUCCUCUAAGUCCGGCUCCACUCCCGGAAAGACCCACUUCUUUAUGUGUAAUUGGCACAGGUAGUUAUAGUGAUUCAGAUUCAGACACUUUCUACCCCUACUUUCCCGCACUUGGUAAAGUGGUGCGUUCUGGUCCACUGGCACGCAUGCGCUUUUCUUCUGGGAGCCUCCAACUUGAUGAAGAGGAUGGAGAGGAAGAGGACUUGGACUGCCCAACUGAUGAGGACAACACAAAUCUCACCACUGUUAAGGUGCUGAAGUUGUAGGCAUGGGCAGAAUUGUGACUGAUGGAGGUCAACAAAUAACAUAAAUAGGCCUGCAGACCUUGAGCUCUCAAAAAAAAGGUACAAAAACUGGGAUGUACAUUUCCAAAUGUUCACCUUUGUACCUCAUUUAGGUGGCUAAAUCAGGGAUGUCCAAUCCUGUUCUGCGCUUUUAAAAGUAAAUGUUUCAAAAGAGGGUUUUGCAGUAAUGCCACAGAACAACCUUUUUGUUUCCCCAAAUAACCUUUCAGUGAACCAUUUAAGAACCAUUCAAGUGUUUCUAAGCGUGAAGAACAUUUUAAUAAUCUAAAGAGCAUUUUUCAACUCUAAAGAACUUACAAGAAUAUUAAAGAUCCUUUAUGGAAUCACAGAUGCUAAUAAAGGACCGGCAGUUGAAGUCUAAAGUGGUUGACAGUGACGUGAAUGUGAACUGUUUCAGAUCCUACUUUUAAGUAGGAGCUAAAAUGGAGUUCCUACAAAUUACAUAUGUUCCUAAUUCCUGUAAUGCGAAAAUACCAAAAGCCUAAGAAUUACGUCAAUAGUUCUAGGAACUAUGAAAAGGUUGCUCCAGUGCAAAAGGUCUUAAUGUGUGGAAAGCUACCUUUAAACAAAGUUAGGUUCUAGGCCCAGAUAAACACACCUGAACCAGCUAGUCAAGCACACUAAAAACUUCUAGGAGCUAAACUACAUAGUGGCCCUCCUGGAGUAGGAUUGGACACCUCUAACCUAUACAUAUUAGCAGCUUUUGAAAGAGUACUGCCCCAGUGACAGGUAUUAUUUGUGUGGGGUAGUAACAAAAGCAGGGGUUGGAGCACAUUUUUAGUCAGGUUACAUGAGGUAAUAUUAUUGUAAAUAAGAAAUAUUUCUGCAUCUUUGAUCUAAAAUUAUAUUUUGUUGUAAGCUGCUUUGAAUUUAUGUAGGCCUAACAGUAUAGGUUACUCUUAAAUGAAAAUUCUGUUACCAUUUACUAUUUUACCAUUUACCAUUGACUAAAGUGUCAUUCUUUGGUAAACUAUACUUUUAAUUAGUUAUUAUUCCAUAAAAUGCACUAAAUAUAUAGUGAGUAAAUAAUCAUUCUGUGGUGAUUCAAAGUAAAUCUUAAUUUUUAGGAAAAGAAAGCCAAGUCUAUAAUAAUGUAACUAAUAAUAACUGAACAAAACAGAUUUUCAGAUGUCUGUGUGGCUGGAGAACAUUAGAAAUUAUUUCUUUGACAUUCGUGCUAUAGUGGUAAUACUAAAAACAUUUUUGCAAUGAUGUGAAAUUUUGUCAAUAAAUGAGGUGUCAGUUGAAUGUCUGCAGAUUUUAACCUACUAAAAGAACCACUUGUGUACUUCUUAUGCUAAAAAAAACAAAACACAUCACAGAUUUCACAUUGACUUUUUCAGUAUGAUUCCUGUAACAAAAAAGCACAUUAACUGGUAAAAUAUAGGCAUAUCUUGAAUGCGCUACAGGUUGUUUUAGAUCAUAUGAAUUAAUUUAGCUUCCGUGUUUAUAUUAUUAAAAGAUAUCACCCAAAGCUGAAAAUUUUUGUCAUUUACUUUGACAAUAUUUUUUGGAAGUAAAUGUCUGUGGUCAAGUUUUGUUACCCACAGUUUUUUAAUAUAUAUAUAUAUAUAUAUAUAUAUUAAAUGAAAUUCAUUCAUGUUGAGAACAUUUUUGGGUGAACUAUACUUUUAACAUUAGCAUUUGUCUUGGAAACUUACCAAACAGGUGUUUGGUUUUUUGUUGUUUUUUUUGUCUGUUGCAUUUGUCAUUAUAUAUGCACACACAAUGCGCAGGAGAUUGUUAAAACACUUUAGUCACAAAGGAAAAUACAAAACUGAUCAACAACAAAAUCAACAAUGACGAGGGUAGAAUCUGUUAGCGAAAUUGCUAAAAUGUAGUGCAACAAUAUAAACAUUUAACAAAAAAAUUUAAAGUAAAUGCACAGUACAACUGUACACUCAUGUAAACAAAUGAACUGCAAAAAAAAAAAAAAAAAAACCAUACUGGUCACUUCUGCAUUUCAAAGAAUAGGUACAGGUACAAGUU